This is a messenger RNA of Salmo salar (Atlantic salmon), 3215 nucleotides long. RefSeq names its product transmembrane protein 200A. The record is from RefSeq and is a predicted model, not a curated record. NCBI's taxonomy places the organism in Eukaryota, Metazoa, Chordata, Actinopteri, Salmoniformes, Salmonidae.
UUUGCAUUGGAAGCAUUGGACACUACUAUGGUAAUAUUCUAUUCAGAUGCAUUGACUUCUCCAAGCAUAAAUGAUUUAAAUAUGAUUUCUCUUGUUUAUUUUUUUGUCGUCUCACUGUGCGUCACUUACAGUGAAGCAUCACCUGGGAGUACAAAGCUUGCCUAGUCUACCAUCCCCAGUAAUGCAUUAUUCCGAGUUGAAGGGACCAUCUCUAUCUUGAAGAUGCUGCAGAAUAGGUUUAUCUACAAGCUACCAUUCGAUGGAGGAAUAGAAAGUGGACAUGAUAAUACAUCUUGGUUCUACUCCAAAAGGAUUAUGAAGUGGACAGUGCUUUUCCCCCAGAUGUGAAGACUUAAGUAUGCAUGUUCUUCAUAAGAAAUGUAAAAACAUGUUUCUGUGCAGAUUUUCUGCCAAAGCCAACUCGAAAGUUAGUAGGCUAAACUGAAAACAUAUUUGAUUAUAUUCUGGACAUGAAACUGAAGUUUAUGAGCCGACUGUAUGUGGAUCACCGGGCAUCAGUGACAACAAGUUGAGACGGUUAAAAGCAAAACAAUAGUCAUUCUCCGCGCGUCAGGCAGCUUGGAGCAGUUUAUACAGUCGUGUGGCCAACAGUCCGGGUGCGCGUUUAGGAAAUGGAGCGAAAUAACGAAUUCAUGUUUCUUUGGAUGUGUAUUAUUUUUCGUGUCGGCAUCCGAUUAUAAAUGUAAUGGGAAUACAAACAGAGAUAGCAAGUCAAACAUGAGUGUUGAGAAACAUGGCUUAUGUUAUAUUUUCCUAUGCGUAAUGGACAAAUAACAUUAGCUACAGAGAAGCACCCUCGUUUACAGGGCCAUAGACGGCUGUAGUGAUGAUUUCAGCUGGGGGAGUGAUCACAGGCCAUCUUGCUGCACUGAAGAGGCAGGACUCUGCCCGCUCCCAGCACCACCUGCCCAUCCAGUCCCCAGCCCCAGGAGAGAUCCAGGAGAAGAGGAAGGCCAGGCGUAAAACCCGGGCCGACGUGGUGGUGGUCAGGGGAAAAAUCCGCCUCUACUCUGCCUCUGGGUUCUUCCUCAUCCUGGGUGUGUUGAUCCUGAUGGUGGGUGUUGCCAUGGCCGUGCUGGGCUACUGGCCACACACAGAUCCCCUUGUAGCGGCCAACACCAAGCUAUCCACCAAUGACACCAGGGUGACCCAGGAGCAGGGCGGUAAGCUGAUCCAGUUUUUUGAGCAGCACCUGCACUCUGAGAAGAUGAAGAUGCUGGGGCCGUUCACCAUGGGUAUUGGUAUCUUCAUCUUCAUCUGUGCCAAUGCCAUCCUGCAUGAAAACAGGGACCGGGAGACCAAGGUGAUCCACAUGAGAGACAUGUAUUCCACCGUCAUCGACAUCCACAGCCUGCGGAUCAAAGAGCACAAGUACAUGAACGGGGCCUACUCAGGCCCAUAUGGGGAGCAUGAGGUCAGGACCUAUGAGAACCAGUGUGCCUCCAAGCUAGCUGCUAACACCCUGCUCGGGUUCCCCGGUGUGGGGAACGACGUGAGGGUGUCACGCAGGACCAGCUCUACGGAGAACGAGGAGGGUCUUCUCAACGAGGCCAAAGGGGGGCAUGGCCUCCUUCCUUCAUUCUGCAGAGAGCGCUCUGGCUCCAUCUUUGGCUUGCAGCAUGAAGGCAGUCGCCAUGAGAAGAGCAACUUCCCCAAGAGAUGCCAGACCAGGUCCAUCGUCUCGUCCUCCAUCAGCGCUUUUACCCUGCCUGUCAUUAAGCUCAACAACUGUGUGAUCGAUGAGCCUGACAUGGACAACAUUACAGAGGACUUGGAGCACAUGAGGGUUAGGUCCAGACCCGCCUCUAUGCAGUCCCUUUCCCUGUCUGUGCCUGUCCCGGCGGACAUCGCCAAAGCUUACAAACCCCCUGGUGUCAUGCUCCUCAGGAGCAACUCGGCCACAGAGUCCCACACUGUGUCCUCUUGUAGCUCUCUGUCCCCAGGUUCUGCCAGUGGGAGCUACCUGUCCCCCGGGGCGGCCCGGAAGGACUUUGGCUCCAACAACUCACUCCACAUGCUGUCUUCUCACUCCAAGUCUCUGGACCUGGAUCGAAGGCCCACUACCCUGACAGUGAAGCCAGAGCAGAGGAAACAUCCCAGCUGGCCCCGACUGGACCGCAGCAACAGUAAAGGCUACAUGAAGCUGGAGAACAAGGAGGAUCCUAUGGACAGACUGCAGCUGCCCCAGGUAGCAGUCAAACGGGAUUACACCAAGAAAGAGAAACUGCUCAUGAUCUCCAGGUCUCACAAUAACCUCAGCUUUGAACAUGAUGAGCAGUUCAUGAGCAACACUAUGAAACGAGGGAGCUCGGAGACCAGGUUUUAAACUCUUACAAAGCCUGGUCCCAGAUGUUUGUAUUGUCUUGCAAAAAUGACCAUACAGAUGUAGGAUCUUAAUUUGAGCCAGUUAGCUACAGCAGGAAAUAUUCUUGCAGUACCAGGAAAUGUGCAUUAUAAUUAAUGGCCAUUUUUUUUGUAGGGGUUGAUACAUUUUUCAGUAGGGCAAAUCAAGUCUGACAUUUUAAAGUGGACAUUGGUAACUUUAGAAGCCUUUUUAAACCUUGAAUAUACUACAACUUUGUAUUUCCUGCUAGGCAGAAAAAUUCUCAGCAACAAAUGAUUGAUCAAAUUAAGAUUCGACAUCUGUAGGAGUUGGCAAGACAGCACAAACCGAUCUGAGACCAGACUGUAAAUGGUCCACUACUUGGACCUAACUCUAACAAUGGUGUUUCUUUGUGUGACAUGAUCCUUCUGCAAUUCACAAUUCAAGCUGUUCACUGUCAGUGUUGAAUAGUUAAUUGUAAGUGUGAUUACAUGUUGUUUUGGGAUGACGCGCUCAGGUAGUCCGUCUGUUUGCAAUGAGUCUAAAGAAAGAGGGGCUGUGUCACACACGGUGAGAUUAUUGCAGCGCAAAUCAAUUUGUACAAAAUGUUGAAAUUAGGUUCAAGGUGAACUUGAUACAGAAAUCAAUAUGACUAAAAUGUGGUUUAUUUUUCUCGUCUUUGCAUUGUUGCAACAGGCAGUUUUGUUUGUUUAAACUGGUCAGUGUACGAACCAGAGUUGGCUAGAUAUUUUGCUAUGGAGCUUUUAAUAAUGUAAUGUUCUCUACAAACACUAUUUUUUUUUAAAUAAAAGAGUUAACCUGUAAAUGUAGUUUACCCAUUUCUCAGAAUAAAAUGAAGCUUUUCAGUGAG